Pecten maximus is the source of this 5152-nucleotide messenger RNA. RefSeq lists its product as uncharacterized. The coding region runs from base 67 to 1437 and encodes 456 amino acids. The transcript has 6 exons. The record is from RefSeq and is a predicted model, not a curated record. NCBI's taxonomy places the organism in Eukaryota, Metazoa, Mollusca, Bivalvia, Pectinida, Pectinidae.
AAACAGGAAGAAGCAUUUGGCGAAGUGCUGAACAAAUUGUACGAGAACCCUCAACUAAGUGCAAUUAUGGAAAAUCACGUACAGGAAAUGUAUCCAAUCGCCCACCUGAACGAUUCUAAAAAGAAUCAAGACCUAUACGAGGUGGUAUGGAAAAAGGUUAUAGAGAUUGCUCCGCUUCAAUCGCAGUGGAAGAAACCUAUACCCGCAAGAUGGCUGGCUCUGCAACACCAGCUGAUUAAACGGAAAAAUGCAGGGACUGUGAUUCUAACGUAUGAAGAAUUGUUGGAAAUCAACAACAAGUCAGCAAUCCAGUUGGCCGAACACGAAGUCACAGACUUUCUUAGGAAUUUGAUAUUUGCUGGAUUCCUCUGCUUCGACUUUGAAAGUCUGAGACCUUUUGUCGUUUUAAGACCUCAGUGGAUAAUAAACGGCUUCAAAAGCAUUAUCACAGAUUCAAAUUUCAUGACAGACCUAUCGACGAAGCUAAAACUUCAGUGGACAAAAUAUGAGAGAACUGGUGUCCUUAAAGUCGACUUGAUCCGGCAACUUUGGGAACGAAACGACGACAAUAGCUUCCUUGCAAACAUGAAAACGCUCCUCAACAUCAUGGAAACACUUGGCUUGCUAGCAAAUCCAUUGCUAGAUAUUUCAAAUGAAGAGGUUGAUUACUUCAUAGUGCCAAGUAUGCUCCGGCCGGCGGAUCCCGAAAUUAUUCGACCAGUACUUGAUGACCCUGAAACCGUUGCCACUGUCACCCUUUGUCUCAAGUUCGACAACCCAUUCAUUCCGCUAGCCGUAUGGGACAAGAUGAUUGCUGCCUGCCUCCACAGGUUCCAGCGACUUAAUGAGCGCGGCCAUGACGGUUCAAAGUUUAUCCAACGCGGAUUUGUCUGUCUGUCUGUAGACUUUCUGUGGAACUUGAUUGUCAACUGCCGCGAAAAUGUCAUGAAAAUUACUAUGUUCAAGAAGGAUACGGAUCAAUCAGUUCCAACAGGAGCCGGAGUUAACCUACGCAGCAUUCUAGUAUUUCAUCUUAACAGGAUUCUGGAAUUGAAUCACCAGAGUCAUCUCAAGUACCAGUUCUACCUCCACAACGACUACCGUUUCUCGGCCGAGGACAAGAUGGUGAAGGUAGACGAUCUCCGACAGACCUCACGCCUACAAUGCCACAGCUCUGAUAAGAGCCGAUGGCUAGAAAUAGAGGACAUACACGUCUGGUUCAAACACCCAGACCAGAAGAGUACACGGACCCAGAGAAUUUAUGUUGACUCAAUGAAGGAUCUACCGGAUAGAAAUUUGUCGGCCAAAGAGAUGGGUCGACUGUCCAGGUACAUCGGCAUUUCAUAUCAGACUUUCUUUGUCGAGCUGGGCUGCCCUGUUGUAGUACUGGAACAGAAGAUGGCAGAAAACCGUGGAUUCUCUUUAGAUCUCUCAUAACGAAGAUCUUUAUUUACCUCCUUCCUACGGAGUCGGAUGUUACAUUCACAAGAGUCGCAGAUGCGAUGUCCGAGCAUGGAUUAGAUCCAGAAACACUGUAUAACAUCAUUGACGACAACAGGAAUACGUUGUUUAAUGACGACACUUUGUCAGAGGGAUUGUUACAGAAAUGCCUAACUGUAUAUGACGCUCCAGUCAUAGCCGAACACGUGAACGCCAAAAACUACUUCAACCUGUUCCUUGAGCUCGGCUUAACGCCAAUAGAGUUGACGAGUUUGACGUAGACUUCAGAAACGAUACAAGUCCCAAAAGGAUCAGUGCGAUGGUUGAGGAGUUCAUUGAAAACCAUAGUCGACGUCCAACUCUAAACACAGUUCUGCUUGCGAUGGUGGAAUGCGACAUGGACACGAAUUCCCUCAUCCAAGCCUUAACUCAAGCAAAGUGAGACCAGGACAGCCAAUUAGAUGUAGGAGACUUGGAGCGAGUCGCAGACUGUCUGUUGGUGUUCUGACGUUGAAAUGCGGACAUAUUAGAACGGAUUGAAUAUCUCUCGGGAUGGAUCCAGGUUCAACAAGAAAACAAGUCAUGAAAGGCCAACACGUUAUAAGUGACAUUAAAGACGUCAAUUUUGGAAAUGUGAUGAUUCUGGAUCGACCGUGUUUGUCAUGACCGUUACCCUACAUAUCCGGACGUGGGUUUGAAGAUAGCGAUUGAGUUUCUCAACAACAAUACAAUCGUUACACCCAUUGGAAGCUUUCUCGAGAAACUCAAAACCGACCAUGCAAAGGUGAUCGUGCUUGAACGCUGACAUAAACAUGCAGAUUCUACAUUUACAGUUUAUUACAUGUAAGAUAAUGCUGCCCUGUUUAGAAAAACCAGCUAUUUUCCAACAUUGCCUCAUAGGAUGCAAUCUAACGCCCUAAUAUGAAAAACUGUAUAUCAAAAGUAAAAUACCACUGAAAGAGCAUUUAAUGAUAGAGAGUUCUCAUCUUGACAGCCUUAAUAAGGUAUCAUACAAUCGUCAAUGAGUCUCGUACCGAUUCUAGACUGCUGUUAAUGUAGGGAUUCCAAUAAGUUUGUUUUUUUGCUUUACCUGUUGAAAAAAAAUAUUAGAUACAAUUUUGAGGAAUUUGGGAAAAAGGCCUCUCUCUUGAAAGUCUUUUCGAGCAAAUGCAAGUUUCAACUUUUUUAAGGACUUCGUUUUUCAUACGUAAAUAGGUUCAAGUAGUGAAUGUGGUGGGGGAAUGAUUUGAUUGAAUGAAGUGUGAGUGAAGGUGUGUGUGGGUGGGUGGAGGGUGGUAUGUAAAUGUAUGUGUGUGUGAGUGUAGGAGGGUGUGUGUGUGUCGUUUUAGUAAGUGAUUAAUUACUGCUACUUUCCGCGGAUACCAGACCUUUCAGUCCAUGAUUACAUUCGGGUUUUACAUUCAUAUUUAUAAUAUCAUAUUAACAUUAUUACAUUUAUAUUCUAAUUGUAUGAUUUUAACUGCAAUGUUUUGUUCAAAAUCACCUGCAGUAGCAAUGCAAUAAAUUAAUUUUACUCAUUUUAGUUUGAUAAAUGUUUAUUAUAUUGCCUACAAUCCUAUUGAAAACCUGAUAGUGAAACACCGUAUGUGGUAUAUAAACACAUUUUGUUUCUUUCUUUCGUCAGUGUUAUUGUUUUACAUAUAUUUGAUGAUGGAAUCUAUUUUAUAUAUAAUAAUUUGUUGGUCUAUAGUGUCCGAACAAUAGUAAGGAUUUUUUUAUUUCAAUGAUAGACUUCUGCCUGUAGAGGAUGUUACAUACUGAACAUUAUCAUUUUCGCUGUAAAUAUAUUCAGAAACAAAUUACUGUAAGUCGAUAAACAAAUCACUGUAAGUAGAUAAACAAAUCACUGCAAGUAUAUAUAUCAGAGUGGUGUAAUCCUAGAUAUAUUAUACAUUUGUAUAUAUAUUGUUAUUUCAAUAAUCUGACCAAUAUUGUCAACAAGGUUUUUUUUAUAUACCCAGACGUUACUAUAUGAUGAACAUUAUAUAACGUCGAUAGGGUCCAUGGUGAAUAAGGUCGUUGAACUGGACCCAGUUGUUCCAAAUGGCGAUUAGGCAAAUCACAGUUAAACAACAAUUUUAAAAUCCUGACAAAAGCAUUGGUAGGGAAACUAAUUUUGCAAACUUUUAUUAAAUUAUAACACUACCUCCCUAUUUAAAAAAAAUAAGUACACUCGGGAUUUGAAGUAAAGGUGAAAUAUAAUUUUAACUAAUCAAGUGAUUAAGCUAAUUACCUUUUGAACAACUAGACAUUUUGUUCUUUGGAAUAGUUCCAAGUAAGAUUAUGUAAUACGACAAUGUCAAAAUGUAUUAUAAUUUCUGUUUGGGUCUUUGCGACUUCUAUUUGAACAAUUAUAAGUAUAUCUAAAUAUAAUUUUUUGACACUUCUUUCACCUUUGUUUUAAUAUACGAUGUAUUUGUUGGAUACUAUAAUAUGUUGAUUUUUUGCUAUUUCAAAUGAUGAACGGCAGUUUACUAACCCAAACACGGAUGUAAAUUAAUCUGUCGUUUAUUUGUUCGCUGGGUUUAUCGACCCGUGAACAACCAGGGUCAUACCUACACGUCCUGAUUUAGGCAAACUAUUGUACCUACACGUCCUGAUUUAGUCAAUAUAUUGUCCAUACACGUCCUGAUUAAGUCAAUAUAUUGUACGUACACGUUCUAUUUAGUCAGGUACAUAUAUUGUACGUGCACGUCCUAACUAAGUCAGGUACAUUUAGUGUACGUACACGUCCUGAUUUAGUCAGGUACAUAGAUUGUACGUAAACGUCCUGAUUAAGUGAUUAAGUCAGGUACAUGUAUUGUACGUACACGUCCUGAACCUAGAUACAUAUAUUGUAGGAACACGUCCUGAUUUAGUCAGAUACAUAGAUUGUACGCACACAUCCUGAUUUGAACGUACACGUCCUGAUUUAGUCAGGUACAUAUAGUGUACGUACACCUCCUGAUUUAGUCAUGUACAUCUAUUGUACGUACACGUCGUGAUUUAGUCAGGUACAUAGAUUGAACGCACACAUUCUGAUUUAGGAAGGUACAUAACUGAACGUACACGUCCUGAUUGCUACUAUGAUUAUGUGUUACAUUUGAAAUUGCAGUUUUACAAGGUUAUUUUUCCUGUUUUCAGUAGAAAGUGGAUCUAUGAAUUCCUUCUUGAAGUUGGAUUGCAUUCCUGGUGUAUGCUUUACUGUUCAUAAGAACCAAGGAACCAAAAGUUAACGUUUAUAACUGUCCUGUUUAAAUGUAGUUUCAACAAUGGUUCACUAACCCUAAUUUGGAAGAAUGUCAUAUCACAAACCAGAAACUAGAACAUUUAACGAUUUUGUCAAUUUAAUUUUUAUGAGAAUCAUCAUCUUGAAUUUAAUUCAGCACCAACAUUCAACUAGCUUUACAACAAAUUACAUACUUAAUGGACUUCCCCUGGCAAAAUCAGACUGGGAAAUGUAUUUUUCUUUUUCUUUUUUGAAUAUACAACAUUGACGAACAGUAAAUAGACCAAACAUUAUUAAGUUUAACUGAUGAAUACAACUAAACACUAACGGAAUUGUGUACCUUUAUACAAAUACAAAUAUAAAUGUAGUAUAUUAAAACGGUGCUGUGUAUCGACUGCUACAGUAAGUGUUUGUAUUAUAUUGUAAAUGUGCGUUUUUGUACUAUCUUAAUGGAAGAGAAAUAAAAUGAAUUUUAAAACUUGA